This is a messenger RNA of Blastomyces gilchristii SLH14081, 384 nucleotides long. RefSeq lists its product as uncharacterized. The coding region runs from base 1 to 384 and encodes 127 amino acids. NCBI's taxonomy places the organism in Eukaryota, Fungi, Ascomycota, Eurotiomycetes, Onygenales, Ajellomycetaceae. The record is from RefSeq and is a predicted model, not a curated record. The transcript is spliced from 2 exons.
AUGUGGAACCGUGAACCGGGAUGUUCCCAGCUCGAAAAACGGUCCGGCGUUAGGUGCUCUGGUUCUUCACGACUCGUCAGUACAGCCUGUGGGUAUCGCCAAAUCUCCCCUAUGGGUCCAACACAACAUAUUGAAGAUUUAUGGUCCCAACUGAUCGCACUACCACGAAAAUGGUUUGGUGCCCAGGGUUGUCAGGUAUUUCCCGCUCUUGAAGCGAAUAUAUUCCAAGAAAGAGAGUUUAAUGGUCUGGCAUGGCCCGACCUCCUCGACAGCCGUAUCUUGCCGUUCCUGAAAACACAUAUUCCUGAGCUGAGGAAAUAUAAUGAAUCCUUUAACCCGGCAUCCAAGGAUGUACUUUCGACCCAACAUCAUAACGAUUCUUAA